Apis cerana (Asiatic honeybee) is the source of this 4303-nucleotide messenger RNA. RefSeq names its product zinc finger protein 616. The record is from RefSeq and is a predicted model, not a curated record. Gene Ontology annotation, cellular component: nucleus. Gene Ontology annotation, molecular function: DNA-binding transcription factor activity, RNA polymerase II-specific. NCBI's taxonomy places the organism in Eukaryota, Metazoa, Arthropoda, Insecta, Hymenoptera, Apidae. Gene Ontology annotation, biological process: regulation of transcription by RNA polymerase II.
GCAUAGGACGCGGCGUACGUUACAAUGUACCGUCGCUUGACAAAUAUUUUUUAAUUUAAUUAGUCUUGUGUUUUUUUUUUUAUCGAUGUUUUGUUUCGAUAUUAGCCUAUAUUUCUAUAUAACGUGAGAAAUAUGAAACUAAAAAGAUAAAAAUAGCUACAUAAUUUGUUCAUUGUUUGUAAAAGAUAUUAUAGGUUAUAAACGCUCGCAUGCUUUAAUCGCAAACGCGCGUACCUUUCGCGUUUAUCUGUGGUAAAAUGAAUUUUUCCGGAAAUAAUACAGUCCACGGUGCACUCCCACAAUUUUCGGAGUUAACGUCUCGUUCAAGCACGGUUUCCACGUCGAAAUUUACUAGUAGUGAUAAUACUCAAGUAGAACAAACAUCAGUUUAUACAACUGCUGCUGUAUCGAAUCAAACAAAACCAAGUUUAUUGAUAAAUUCAACAAAUAAAUAUACGGGGCCAAUAUUAGCAUGGCCAGAUCCAAAUACUUUGAUGCAACUCUGUGAAAAGCAAGGCAUUCAAACCAUUAACAUUCCUAAUUACAAUCAGAAUAGUCCAAUACUUAGUGUUCAGACAAAUAAUUUACCCGUAAGGAUUAUACCUAAUAUGUACUUACCAUCAACUUCACAAUCAGAAAUUAUAAAACAAGAGUUAGAAACAAGAAUUGAAAAUGGAAAACAAAUAUCUACAAUGCAAGAUUCACAACUUCAACAACAAAGUGCCAUGGCAGAAUAUUUUCAAAAAUUACAAGCUACUACACUUCCAUUAACAUUACAACAGUUGAUUAAAUUACAAACAGAACAGGUGAAAAAAGAAAAGACUGAAGAGGAGAAAGUGGAGCACACACAAAACAAUAUUCUUAACAUUCCCAGUGUUUCAGUAUUUAGAAAUACUCAUUUACAGAAUGGGAAUAAUAGCUUCAUGAAUUCAGAUCAAAUGCUAGUAUCUAUAAAUCCGAAUGAUCUAAAUGUUCAAAUAGAAAACCAACAAGAAAAUGAGAAUACAGUGCAAACUAUUAAAGUAGAACAACAAAUACAAACAGACUCGCCAAAGACCGAAAAAAAAAUGAAAUUUCGAGCGAAAACGGGAGAAAUCAAAAUCAGCGUCGCUUUAGAUGGUUCGACACUUUAUUGUUGUCCAGAAUGUAAUUUGGCAUUUCCGGAUAAGGCAGAAAUUGAACAACAUAUACAAGCUCAUAUACAAGAACGCAAAUAUCAAUGUAAAGAAUGUGGUGCAAUGUUAAAACGAAAGGAGCAUCUAGAUCAGCAUAUGCGCGGUCAUUCAGAUGAAAGACCAUUUAAAUGUCCAGUAUGUCAAAAAGCAUUUAAAAGAAACGAACACUUAACGAGGCAUUAUGUGAUUCAUUCUGGCGAUAAGAAUUUUUCAUGUUCGGUAUGUCAAAAAGCCUUCUCUAGGAAGGAUCACUUGAAUAAACAUACUCAAACACACUUAGGAAUUAGGAGAAAUAGAACAAAGAAAGAUUCUUUUUUUAUGGAACAAAAAGAAUCUUUCGAUAAAGCUUCUGAAAUAUCUAAACAAGAUGUAAGCUUUGUGCUGAAAGAUGGUUUUAUGAAACAAGAGCCUAAUUUUCUCCAGUAUAUUCAACAUCUUCAAAAGGAUCAGAAUCUGAUCCACACAUUCUCCUCAUUUAAGGAACAAGCAAUGAAAGAAACGAAUAUAUUACAACAACAAGCAGUCAACAUGAAUGAAAUUCUGCCUCAGAAUACAAGGUACUUAAUGCCGUCUUAGUCAUAAAUAAGUCCAUCUAAAUCCAAAGCAAUAAAGGCUGUUCAUAUGGGAGCGUUGUGGUUAGCACAAAAUAGAAAAUUGAUUAAAUAUAUAUUAGGAAUUGCAACCUAUUCUAUAAUUUAAAUUGAAAUUUUUGAAAAAAAAAAAAAGAUGAGAAAAAGACAGCACUAAGAGACUGAGGUGCAAUUGAUUAAUCAAUAUUCAUUAAUGAUAGAUUUUCAUAAUAAUUGAUGUUUGAAUGAUUGAGUUCUAAGCUGAUUAAAUUUCAAUUAAAUUUUCAAUGAAUUUGAAACAUAACUAUUUUUUUUCGUUUCACAAAGAAAUAUUAGUAUUCAGUGAGCAGUACCUUAUAUUCAUAUUCUUAAUGAACACAUUAUAAGCUAUAAUUAAGUUUCAUUAUUCAUAUUAAAUAGUAUCAUUUAAUAGUAGUCCGCUACAAAGCCUGAGUGAGUCUAACAAUAAGUUUAGAUAAAUUGAAAUAAUAAAAAAAAAAAUAAUAAUAAUAUACGAAACAAAACGAGCAAUCAAUUUGCAUUAGAGUACAUCGUUUAUCUUAUUUAAAUUAGCUAUAAAGAAAAUAGUUUGUUUAUUGAUUCUAGUCUAUGAUCACAAAAUAUAAACUUGACAUAAAUCACUGAACUUGAUUUUUUUUUUUUUUAUUGUGUUCGUAAUAAAAGAUUUUUUUUUCUUUCUUUCUUUUAUAAAUCGAGUUCAGUGUGCAUGUUUGUGUCCUAGAAUGGAGUACGUAUAACAAAAAUAAUAAACAAUGAUAGCGUUGAAAAAUACGCAAUGCCAAUCUGCCGUUAGGAUAAUUUCAAAGCGAGUACGAACGAGUAAUAGUAUACUGCCAAUAAAUAUGGUUAUAAAAAUUUGUAGAAUAAUUCUGUAUAUAAGUACUAUACAAAUUUUACCUGAUGGAGACUCAGUAGGUAUGUUGUUUAAAACUUGAUCUCUGAUUCGUCCGUAUUCAUAUUUACCAUACCUAUACAUACGUAUUUUAAUUAAGCUAUUUACCAUUUAUUAUUUACUAUAAUAUAAUUCAUCGUUUUUUCUUUUCAAUUUUUUUCAUAUUCCAAUUGGACAAACAUAUUUUUUAUACAUUUGAUGUCUUUUAAUAAUAUUUUCAAUGAAAAAUGCCAUUAUGAUCAUUUUUUUUUUACUUUUAUUAUUUUUUUAGAAUUUUCUAAAACAAAAAAAAAAAGAAAUUUUUAUUAAAAAGUAUAACUAUAUAUUUUUUAAGAAUUUUUUUUUGUAAUGUAGUUUACGUUGCAAAUUAUGUAUUAAUUUUUGUAAAAGUUUGAGAAGUGAUAUUAGAGGAAAGAAAGAUUACUUUGCUCAAUAUUUUAAAGUGACUUGAAAAUCUUUUUGUUUUUCUUCGUACCAAAGAAUAUUCGCGUUUAAAUAAUGAACGAAAAAAAUAUAUUAUUAUUUGAAUAACAUUAUUUUUGAUCUUUUUUUUUUUUAUUUUUUAUUUUAGAUUCAAAGAAGUUCUUAUUAUUUUUUACUUAUUCACGAAUGAAUUUUACUAAAAAUGAAACUUUCUGUACUGUUCAUUUCAUAGAAAUCAAAUUUCUAAAGUAAAAUUUUUAUCAUACAAUUUCUUAUAUUUACUCAGAAAUUUCUUAAAUAAAAAUAAUAAAAAAAAAUUGCUCAAAAGAUAAUUUUGAAAUAAAAACAGUAAAUUGUCAAAAACAUAAGAAUUUAUAAAAUUGAUCUUCAUUUAUUUUUUAAUUUCUUUUUUUAAAAAAAGAACUUUUGUACUUUUUUUAAAAAAAAAUCUGUUGUACUAUUCUUUUUAUUAUUUGUAAAAUUAUUUUAAAUAUACAUAUAUUUUAUUUAUAAUUUUGAAAAUAUAAUUUUUUGACAAUUUACUAUUUACUAUUUACUAUAGAACAUGCUUCUAAAUAUUUCCAUAUAAAUUUUGGAACUUGAGAUUACAUUUAAUUAUGACCAACAUCUUUGAAAUGUCUGCUAGGCAUACAUAAAAUUAGAACGAAUGACUGCGGAUGGCACUAAAGAUAUAAGACUCAUACCGCAUUGUAAUAGAACCAAAGACUUUAAAUAUUCGUGAGAAUAACAGUAUUUUGUCUUUUCCUCCUGAACUUCUUGAAACUCCUGCUUUACUUUGCCCUGGAUAGAAACAAUUAUCAAUGAUAUCUUGAAAAUUUUGAUGGAUUUCUUUCUAAGAAUAACUAUUGUAAUUAUCUUAAUUUUCAAGAAUUUCUAGUAUCGUAUCAUUAUCCUGGGUUAAGGAAACAGUACUAAUCUUUCCAUUAAAAUUAAUUAAAUAGUACGUAAGAUAUCGAUGUUCACAUUCUUGUGGCAAUUUCUCGCGGACAUUACAAUACGUAAAAUGAUGUGACGAAGGUGUUGAAAUAUUUUAACAAUGGAUUCGCGACAAGGUGUUACUCGAUGAACGAUUGUUAUGUAUAAUAUGAUGAUUGCCAAAAAAGAAAAGAAAAAAAAAAGAAAAGAUGAAUGGAUAAAAGGUAACACAUGUAUUUUUCAGACCAAGAUAUUUUUGAAUAAAAUAAAUGUAAAGAAAAAAUUUA